UGAGCUCGCGAUAUGUUAUUAUCACAUGAGGGCCACUGUAUGUCACGUGACGUUGUUUCGCCUGAGCCUCGCAGGGCUGUGUGGUUCUGGAGUGAAGUUGACAUGGCGAGAAACGAAGAGAAGCUACACGGGAGACUGAACAGACUGUGGCUUCAGAAAGAGAGAGAGGAGGGACGCCUCAAAGAUGUACACGAGCGAAGACCCAAGCUGGCUACUCUUAAUUCAGCUUCUGCUGUGAAAAAAUGGAUCCCCCGCAUCAAGAAUGAAAUUGAGUAUUAUUUACAGCAAUCCCAGCUUUCUCAUUAUCCCGAGAGGAAGAUAGCUGAGUUCAAGCUGCACAUUGAGGCUUUAGAAAAAGAGUACAAAAGCUUCACUGCCAAACUACGAGUACUUGAUCCUUUAUGCCAACAUAAACCGUGGACCCCUCGAGCAUACUGCAAAAGAAGAGCAGAGACACAAAACUCUCCAUACAUGGUUAAAAGCCUUCGGUGCAGCGACUCACACAAAGACAGCAGUCAGUCGAGUGGAGGCGAGAGUGACCCUGCCAGCAGCUGGACAGGAUGUCACAAAAUUUCAGCCACUGAGAGACAGGGACCUCUCAGCCAUUUGAAGGGCAGAUUUCAAAACCCUAUCACCAUCAACCUGGCCUCAGGGACCUCACAGGCAGUUUGUGCAGACCAGGAUCAGCCCCUCUCCUUUGACCAUACACGACUGGCUGUGGCUACUGCUGCGUUCAGAGGAACAUCAGUUCAGCUCAAAUCAUCUCCAACUCAGAGCCUAGCCAUGGUGCUGCAAUCUGGCCUGCCAAACCUCAGUAGUGCUCCAACAGGACAAACAUUUUCAUUGCAUAGCAGAGGCACAGAGAAUGGAACAACAGUGGGAUCAUUUGGUGCUGUCCAAGAGCACAAAUCAGACUUUGACACAGCAGAAAGGGUACCAAAGAAAUCAUCAGACACUAACACAACAGAGGAGAGGACAGGACAUGUCCUGGGACUAGACUGUUAUUCUUCGUCUGAUGAGGACUGUGGCACAUGAUAUGUUACAGCUUUCCACAUUUUUCUAAAUUUUUAUUUAUUGUAUUAUUUAAUCAAACAUCUUUUAUGUUAUGUGUUUAUUCAAAGGCUUCUGAGUGGUGAUGUUUGUAUGAAUAAGAUCAAUAUGACAAUUAUGGCAACAUUUCUGAAAAAUACCUAGUACUAAAAAACAGAUUUUUACAACUUUUUACUCUAAUCAAAUCCUAUUUCCUUUAGAAAAGACCUACAUUUAGUAUUUAAGAUGUCAUGCUGUGCUCUUUUUCUGAAAUUUAAAGGACAGAGAAUCUUAAUAACAUAUGAGAAUGUUAUGAUACAGUUAAAUAUAGAAAACAUUACUGAUUUAAUGAAAGAUACAAUAAAAUCUUGAAUUACAAACUCAAAGUAUCUGCUGCGUAAAGGAAAAGGUAUGUUUGCAGAAAAGGAACAAGUCAUGUCAUUUAGAAAUUCAUUGACGUUCUCAGGCAUUACCCAUCUAUGACCACAAAUGCCUCUACUGUAUAACAGAAAGGCAGGAGACUGUGUGAGAAAGAAUAAUUGUUAGAAAUACUUGCUGAAUCAGUGAUUCGUUUUAGUUUCCUCGUCUGGUUUUAUCAGCUGAAGCAGAAACUGUUGCACAACUUGGUUAGACCCCAAAACCCCACCUUCCCACCUAACUCAUUCUGAGCUGCCGUUGCUGCUGCUGCGAGGGCUGCUUUCAAUACGACACUUCUGGGAAACAGACUCAUCAGCUUUUGGAGUGCAGACACUGUGCAGUUUGACAUAGUUACACUUUUAGUUAGAAUGUUUUAUUCACACUGCAAGGUGGGUUUCCCUUUGCCUGUAGAGGGACCUGGAGAAAUAAAACAAAAUUUACACAACCGACCUAAAGCCUGAGAAUUUCCUUUGCAG
Messenger RNA from Monopterus albus (swamp eel), 1922 nucleotides. RefSeq lists its product as uncharacterized. The record is from RefSeq and is a predicted model, not a curated record. The coding region runs from base 13 to 1035 and encodes 340 amino acids. Lineage: Eukaryota; Metazoa; Chordata; Actinopteri; Synbranchiformes; Synbranchidae. Gene Ontology annotation, biological process: generation of catalytic spliceosome for second transesterification step. The transcript is spliced from 5 exons.